UAGAAUAUGCCGCUAUUUUCUUGGGAAAAAAAAAAACUCUCUCUCUGAAACCACCAUGGAAAUCGAAGGCGAAGACGGCACGAAGCUCUCUCUGAAGCCCGGAGUUAAGGCUGUGUUCGGAAGAGGAACCGGAUUCAACACCGAAGACCUAACAGUGUCACGCCGUCACGUGUCGUUCGAGUUAAAACCCUUUGCCGGCGGAGCAGAACGGUCCGAAUCCGAUAGGGUUUGCUUCGAGGUCCUCGGGAGGAAUCCGGUCUGGGUACGUACGGGUCGACCGGGCGAUAAAAUCCAAACUUUUCGAAAAUCUGAAACGGGAGUGAUCGCCGCCGGCGAAAGAUUCUGUCUUUCGGGUCAUAUCCCUGUUUGGUUCGCUUUGAAGAGACGCGAUGAAGCUGCGGAGGGUAGAGUAUCGGAUGGUGAAAGUGGAUUGGAUAGUAUCGAUAUUUCAGACAUUGACCCUUUUAAAGAGUUUGGUUUUCUUGUGAUUGGGAAGGAAUUUGAUCAGUACUCGAAUAGUCGGAUUCGCGACAUUAAGCAAUGGGAAUGGUUCCUUGAGGAUUCCACUAAUGGAAAUAGCGAUGACGAUGAUGAUGAUGAUGGAGAUCGGAAGGGAAGGAAGGGGUUAAGCAAAAAGAGAAGAAGAAAGAAAGGGAAUGAGGACGACGAUUGGAGUGUGGAAAGUGAGGAAGAUACAGAGUUGCCGGUGAAAUCACAAAGCGUUAAGAUUCCAACUUACUCAACAAGAUCAAAGAAGACUAAGAAAGAUCCACACGCAAGUAGUAGUAGUGGUAGUAGCCAUGCUCAAACUAAACAGCGUGGAAGAGUAGAUGUCGAGGAAGACGAAGAUGAUGAAACAUUGGGAAGUUUCAUUGUUAGUGAUGAAGAAGCCAAGUUAGAAGAAGAGGACGAACCAAAUAUAGAUGAUGAUGAGGAAGAAGAAGAAGAAGAUUUUGAUGAAGAUGAAGACUAGGAGUAAUAGCUGGAAUUUUAUUGACUAAACCUAAAAUGUAAGCAAAGCUAAUCUUAUUGUAACUGGAACUACAAUCUUAUUGUUCAUUAGUAAUGUGUGCG
Molecule: messenger RNA, 1074 nt
Organism: Eutrema salsugineum
Lineage: Eukaryota; Viridiplantae; Streptophyta; Magnoliopsida; Brassicales; Brassicaceae
Product: mitotic apparatus protein p62
Exons: 2
Coding region: 56-973 (305 amino acids)
Molecular function (GO): protein binding
Source: RefSeq, a predicted model, not a curated record